Molecule: messenger RNA, 1131 nt
Organism: Aspergillus lentulus
Lineage: Eukaryota; Fungi; Ascomycota; Eurotiomycetes; Eurotiales; Aspergillaceae
Source: RefSeq, a predicted model, not a curated record
AUGGAUCCAACAGCAUCAAGAACUGCUACCAUGGCCUAUUCAACUGGUCUCCCUGUUUUACUUCCCGCGCUACCUGCUGCGAUUAGAAGGCGGAUUCCCCGCCUCUAUUCCUCUCUUCACCGGGCCAUGGGAUCGACCGAUCGCGAUCGUUCUGACACAGCGACCGAUGGGCUGGUAGGGCCGAUGCGUCAAGCUGAUGCUCUUCGCACAUUGGCACCAUUCUCAACACCGGACUUGGGUUAUUGUAGGCCGCCCUCCUCGGCGGCGAGCGAGUUGGGGGCCGACGAGCCUCCGCGCCCUGCGACUGCGGGGAGUAGUGUUUAUCCGGAGCCGUACGAUUCCAGGUCCUCGGCUUCGUCCUCGUCGGGGAAGACAUUGGAGGCCUUGGAUCUCGAUGAGGGAAGGGAGGGCGAUGCGACGGAUCGGGGUUCGAUGCUAGCGAAGUACGAGGUUGAGUCUGGGUUGCGGUGGAAUCGGGUGGUUCCUGCGUUGAAUCUUCUCCGUAACGCGGGAUACGAAGCUCAGCAGUCCACCUGCGACGGCCGCUUCGUCCGCUCCCUGUACAUCAAUGCGCUGGGGUACCUGCUUGAUGCUCUGCCGGCAGAUCUGACCGACGAGGAAUCAAUGACGAUUCAACACAAUCUACCCGCCAGGGUCAAGGUUACGCUUGCGGCGUCCGCGGCUGCGCAGCCCGGAGCUGGAGCCGCUGUUACCAUGGUCAAUCAGGGCGCUGGGACGCGGUAUCCGACGGAGCGCUCGUACCUGCACCGUUUACUGGCGUCUAGUAUUGUGCAAUUCUUUCUCAUCGUGCAGUUCUUGCUGCCUUAUGUGAAGAUCUUGCUGCAGCAGGUGUACCGGUAUGAGAGGUCGCACCGGAUCACGGAGCGUCUUGUGACGGCGACAUUGGAUGCUGCUGAUAGUCUGGGGAAGGGGAGUGUCAAUCUGGGGUCAACGGUGCUUCGACUGAACGAGGGGAAGGUCGGGACAGCGUUUACGAAUCUAGCAGCCUGGUGGGUGGAAGGAGUUGCUGGUGGCAUCUAUGAGGGAGUUGGAGAAGGAAUGACGAUUUUGGGGCUGCUCCGGCCCAAUUCUGAGUGGGAGAAGAUGCCUAUUCAGAUGCAGGGGCAAUGA